AUGAUGAGAAUAUUUUUACUUUUCCUCACAGGUUUUGUAGCCAUAUGGGCUGUGCAUGGAAUAUUUAUGGACAGACUUGCUUCCAAGAAGCUCUGUGCAGAUGAAGAGUGUAUCUAUGCUAUUUCUCUGGCUAGAGCUCAAGAAGAUUACAAUGCUUCGGACUGUAGAUUCAUUAACUUUAAAAAAGGGCAGUGGAUUUAUGUUUAUUCAAAGCUGGUGAAAGAAAAUGAAGCGGGAGAAUUUUGGGCUGGCAGUGUCUAUCAUGACCAUGACAAUGAGAUGGGCAUCGUUGGCUAUUUCCCCAGCACCUUGGUUCAUGAGAAGGGUGUAUACAAGGAAGCCACCAAGGAAGUUCCCACCACGGAUAUUGACUUCUACUGCGAGUAG
This is a messenger RNA of Orycteropus afer afer, 387 nucleotides long. RefSeq names its product otoraplin (gene OTOR). The transcript has 4 exons. NCBI's taxonomy places the organism in Eukaryota, Metazoa, Chordata, Mammalia, Tubulidentata, Orycteropodidae. The coding region runs from base 1 to 387 and encodes 128 amino acids. Gene Ontology annotation, biological process: cartilage condensation. Gene Ontology annotation, molecular function: protein binding. The record is from RefSeq and is a predicted model, not a curated record.